AUGAAGACUCUCCUAUUUCUAUUCGUCAUUCUAUUCGUUGGAAUUCAAGCUGGAUUGAUCGAUAGUGAGGAGAACCGUCAGUUGUAUUCGAGUUGUGGAAGAAAAACCGGCUACGAACGAAAAAUGAUCCAUGGUGAUUUGGUAAAGAAAGGAGAACAUCCAUGGGCAGUUUCAAUUUAUGUUAGAUACUUGAACAAGACGAUCAACAAAUAUGUGACUCUUCUCGGACCCGGAACUAUGAUUUCCUCAAAACACAUCGUUGCAUUCAACACGGUCAGAAGGAAUGGGACUACUCUGACGAUCAUCGGAUUGGAAGACACUGAUUAUGAAGGAACUUGUGAAGGAAAUCAUUUGGUGCUUCCAGAAGAGCUGUACUCUCGUUACGACUACGACUUCGAACAUUUGAAAAAGUUCAAUGGGAGUCGACAAUUCUCUAAAAAUUCCAUUGUCAAGAUCACCGCAUUGAAUGGAUGCAAAGAAGGUGUCACUCUCGGAAAUUCGAAUCCGUUGAUUCUGGAGAUUUCCUCUCCUCCUACUGUAGUUUACGAGGCUGGAGAACACUUCCCAGUUUGCAUAUCCAAUUCUCCGUAUAAUUGGAAAGACGUCAGUCAGUUCACGGUCUACGGAAUGAAUCAACCAGGAAUGUUGGUCAGUGGAAAGUUCCAACCGGUGGUAUGUGAAUCGGAGGUUCCUUUCUCGUGCGCGACAGCUGUCAAUAAGUAUCAAGGAUUGUGUCAGGGUGAUUUUGGAGGAAGUGCUGUUGCUAAAUUCGACGAUCGCUACAUCAUGCUUGGUCUGUACGCUCGCGGAAACACCAAAUGUAAUGCUGACUCCGAAACAUUGCCGGAAUUCAUGUUUUUGAAUCUUGGAUACUACCGUCAAGAAAUCUGUGAAACGACCGGAGUUUGCGUGGCUCCUCCACCUGCUGACGUUUCGCAUAUCCCUCCGUUCAAUGGAUGGAAUCUUACUACAGUGAUUUACUCCCCAGUUGGUCAAACUACUGCGGAACCCCCACUUGAAACAACUCUCAUCAACUCAGUUGAAACUACAACUACCGAUGAAGAGAUCUCGACGGGCACAACUGAAACUUAUACUACUUCUGUGCCGGAAACUCCUGUCAUGACUACUGAAAAUUCUGAACAUACAACUCUAACCAAUGGGAACACUAAAUACGUAUCGAUUGGAGAGGAUGGAGAAGUCAUCGAAGCAGAGACAUUCGCCCCAAUGAGAAUCAACCUGGCCAAUUGCUCAGACGGAAAUAUCAUCACGGCGGAGAGAAUCGAACCGAUGAAGAUCGGAAAUAAUCAGACGAGAGGAACACGAGUCAGAAACAUCAAUAUUCAUAUCCAUUUGAAUCAAUGA
Molecule: messenger RNA, 1362 nt
Organism: Caenorhabditis remanei
Lineage: Eukaryota; Metazoa; Nematoda; Chromadorea; Rhabditida; Rhabditidae
Exons: 3
Coding region: 1-1362 (453 amino acids)
Source: RefSeq, a predicted model, not a curated record